Messenger RNA from Tetranychus urticae (two-spotted spider mite), 4635 nucleotides. RefSeq lists its product as uncharacterized. The record is from RefSeq and is a predicted model, not a curated record. NCBI's taxonomy places the organism in Eukaryota, Metazoa, Arthropoda, Arachnida, Trombidiformes, Tetranychidae. Gene Ontology annotation, molecular function: DNA-binding transcription factor activity, RNA polymerase II-specific; RNA polymerase II cis-regulatory region sequence-specific DNA binding. Gene Ontology annotation, biological process: regulation of DNA-templated transcription.
GACAGAGUCUUACUCCAAGCCUCACUCCAAGACUCCUUCCCAGUCUCUCUUUUCGCUCUCCUUUCUUUUACUCUCUACUUCCAUUCUAAAGCUCUUUUUUCCGAAGCAUAAACUCGAAGGAAUAUAAACUUUUCUGUUGUUGUUGUUAACCAUGUGAUUCUUUUUUCUAUUUUUAUGCGGGAAACAAUCACAAGCACAGGCAAUGUUUUCUAUCAAUCAAUCAAUUUCCACUUUUUCAACUCUCUUGCUCAAAUAACCAGUGAAAUGCCUGAAAAAGUGUCGCAUUCCAGUGAUUACCAUUAUCAUCGUUAGCCAACACAAUAAUAAUCAAUAUCACCGUUCAAAUUGUUCAUUUGGAUCAUCAAAUUACCCAAUUAUCAAUUGAAGGAUAGGGAAGAAGGAAAAGCAAAAGUGAAAUGCCCAGAUCGUUUUUGGUUAAAAAAGCAAAGCAUUGUGAUCAUCACCACCACCACCACAACCACCACCGACAUCAUCAUCACUCUUCUUUCUUUUCACCAAACCUACUCCCAGCCAUCGGACCUCCAACACCUCCAAGUCAAGGAGCUGCCCAUGAAAAGUUCAAUUUACCUGAUGAUGAUGUUCGUCCCAAAGUUAGAGUUGAACUGUGCUAUAAAGAGGAAAAGACGUUAGACCUGAGUAAGAGACAUUCAGAUAAAUCGGAUGAACUUUUGGUUGAUGAGGUUACACUAACAUCGACCAGCAGUAAUGAUGAUAAAUCCAUUCAAACGGUAACUUUGACAGCGGUUAAUCCAGUUUCACUGCCAACACCGGCCAGUACACCUGAACCAUGUAAACCAGUGAGCGAUACGGAAAUUGAGAUUGAAUUAUCAGAUACAUGUACCAACACGAGUGACAAUGAACCAACCACACUGGUAACACUGACGUCUAAGCAACCUUCACUUGUCUAUCCACCUUCAUCUUCCUCGUCUUCAUCAUCGUCUUCUUCUUCUUCUUCCUCGUCUUCUUCUUCCUCUUCUUCAUCAUCAACCUCAUCUUCCAAAUCUUCUUCGACAAUAAUAACGAGUAAAUCAUUGGCGACUCCAUCAACAAUAAGCUACACUUAUGACACUUUUUUCAUGACUGACGGUCGUUCAAGGAAAAAACAACAAUCGAGUAAAAUUUCCAUUCUCUCGCCAGGUAGUCAUGAUAGUUCAGAGACACUGAUACCAAAAGAUUCGGGGCACAGUCGAUCCACUGAAAGUGUCAAGAGUAAAGGUCAAAGUGGUCUUUCAUUUAAUGGGUCUGAUGGUGAGACUGGAAAUGAUGGUAACACUAGUAGUGGUUCACUAAAGGAGAAACAGCGUUACACUUGCAGUGAAUGUGGUAAACAUUAUGCUACUUCAUCCAACCUUUCCCGUCACAAGCAGACUCAUCGAAGCCCUGAUUCCCAGUUGGCUCGUAAGUGUCCAACUUGUCACAAGAUAUACGUCUCUAUGCCAGCCUUGGCUAUGCAUGUUUUAACCCACAACCUUAACCACAAGUGCGAUGUUUGCGGUAAAGCAUUCUCACGACCCUGGCUUCUCCAGGGUCACAUGAGAUCGCAUACCGGAGAGAAACCUUUUGGAUGUGCUCAUUGUGGUAAAGCAUUUGCUGAUCGUUCCAAUUUAAGGGCUCACAUGCAAACACAUUCAAGCCAUAAAAGCUAUAGGUGCCAACGUUGCAAUAAAUCGUUUGCUCUUAAAUCUUACCUUAACAAACAUUACGAGUCGUCCUGUUUCAAAGAAAUGCCUUCAAAUUCAAUGCCUUCAUCACCGGCCUCAUCGGUAUCAUCAAUAAACUCGCAUAUAACAAAAGCUUCAUCCGACUGGGGAAGUGAACGAGACAAGGGAGUUAAAGAUAUUUAAUCGCAACGAUAAUGACUAUAACAGCAAGUCAAUGAUGACCCGAAACUCGAUGAGGAAAAAAAAGAGACUCGGCAAAGAGAGCAUUUUAUCCUUCAAAGGUCAAGUUAUAAAUAUAUAAAUAGAGAUGUAAACAAGCAUAUGAAUAAGAAAAUAUAUAAAGACGAAAAUUUAGGGAAAAAAAGUUGAGAAAAAAAAACGAUUAUCAACUGGUUGAUAUGCAAAUGGGUAUCCAAUUAUGGAGCAAAAGCAACAUGCAACAUCACUUUGAAUAUGCAAAUGAUAAUCUUUCAUUGAAAGAGAUUUUUUCUUCUUCUUCCAAAACAAGUGAACGAUUUGACGAGCUUGAACUUGGAACCUGAAUUGGAAAUUUCACUUCAACAAUCGACGAAAGCAAUAAUUGUCUUCUUGGUCAAACAAAGCAAAAACUCUCAUCAUGUAAAGUUGAUCACUAUUCAUUUUGUAAGAAAGCAACGCAAGAAAAAAGCAGAAUCUAAAUUGCUGACGAAAAACACAAAAAAGAAGAACCUUUUCCCUCUAGAUUGGACGUUUGAACUUUUAAUCUUUUCCCUCGACCCCUUGAAACGUUCAAAUUGGAAAACGGAGAAAUAUAUUUUUCUUUCAAAUCUUUCUCCUUCUCCUUAGUAAUACUAUUGAUAGUUGAAAUAUUUGACUCUUCAUCAUCAAAAUUUUGAUCCUUUUAACCGUUUGAUAAUCACUAUUAAUUAUGAAAUUAUUUUAUGCAAGUUAAUCCAUGCAAAGAAAAUGAAUUUUAAUGCAAAAUCUGUAAAUUAUAGAAACUCAAAGAAUGCAAAUCUUUAUCUCUGUAGUCUGAACUUCAUUCUCUCAACAUUCUCAUCUCGACUUGAACUGAAACUCAAACUUGUGCUGAACCUUGUCAACCAAUUUCUUUACCAACAACAUUCAAAACAAUCAAAUUUUCAUGCAAAUGUUGGUCGAGAAAUAAAGCAUGACGGUAAUGAGUUUGAAUCUUAACAAGUAUCGAAUGGUGAUGUUGACCGAGACUUGAACAGACCCAAUCACAACUCGCUAUGCAACAAACAAGGAAGAAGAAAGAAAGUAAAAAAAGAUGAAAAUCGUUUCAACGAUUCAUGGUUUACGAAAGUUCCGUUCAGAUGGAAAGAAAAGUCAGAAAUUUUUUAAAAAAAUCAUGCAUGCUAUCAUAUGCAAACGAAUAAACUCUUUUCAUAACAAUAAUGCAGCUCCAAGUUGAAAAGAGUAUUACAAUUUUAUCAUUUUUUUCUUCUUUCCUAUUCUAGUUUCUCUCUUGUUUCAACCCAUGUUCAUUUCCUGUUGAAUAUAAAAGAUAAUAAUUCAGAUAUUAUUGUAGAUAAUAGCAGAAAUCAGCGAAAUUCCAAAUAUCUAUACAUGCAUAUAUAUUAUACAAGUAAUAUAAAUAAUGUAUUCAACAAGAAAAUGAUAACUUUAGAUAAUCAAGGUAUGCAAAAAGAAGAAUGCAAGAAAGAAAUGGAAAGAAAAGAAAAGUGAGAAAAGAGAAAAAAAAUCGACUCAAAUUGAUAUAUGCACAUAAUAAUGUAGAUUAAAGUAACGAUAUAAUUCCCAUUGAAGUGGAGUGAAAAAAGCUUACAGAAAAUAAAUCAACUUGAGAAUUGAUAAACUUUUUUUUCUCUUCUUUCCUUGUAAAUUAAUCGUUUGUUUGGGUUACGAGAUAUUGAGCUUUACUUUAACCUGACAGACACUCUUGUUAGGUUGACAUCAGCAACAUGGAUAGGCUCUUGACUCUGCAUUAUUUUGCCUUCAUCAUUACCACAAAAAGAUGAAGAAAAUGAUUGAGAGCUCAAGAGGUGUAAAGGUAAAGCUAGUCAAAAGGUGUUCACUAAUGAAUAGCAACAAGUAUAUAUUACUAAGAAUACUAAUAAAUAUUGAAAAAAAUGGUUGACCGUCUUGAAUGGAUUCAAGAGGAGUAGCCAAUGUAUUACAAAGCAAUAACAAACUUUGACAAUCGAGCAAUAACUUUUGUCUUUUUCCCCUUGGUCGAUAUCCAAAUGUAACAUCGCAUGCAAUCAUGUAAAUCUAUCAAUAAUCAAAACUAAUGCCACCAAAUAAUAAUCGUAAUAAUAUGCAAAAGGUUUAAACCUUGAGAUGUAAUGUACAGAGCAGUUAUUAGAUUGCCACAAGUAGACGGUAACUUGACAUAAUGAAAGAGCACUGGUAAUGUUCAACUUUUCACUUGUCAAGUGAGUUUUAAUUUUCAAUGCUAGUCAAUGCUCAAAGAUGAAAAUGAAAUUUUCUCCUGUUUUACCUUUUCUCUUUCUUCUUUCUCUCUCCCUCUCUUUGCCUAUUGCAACUGUAAAAAGUUGAAGGCUUCAAAGUCUUGAUAAUUAUUAUGCAUGUCCAUCACCUGAUUGAAUCUAAUUAUGCGUAGAGAAAGAAGAAGAAUAAAGAUCAAACUAAAGUUUCAUUUUCUCAUUUUCCUGUCAAUUUUUUUCCCUCGUCAUUUUACUCUCUAAACUUUAUGUAAAAGCGCAUUAAUAAUAUGCUAUUAAAAGAUAUUUCAAUUGUGUGCUGGGCAAUAAUGUGCAAAGCAAUAAAAUGUGCGAUGAAAAAUGCAAAAUAAAAUACUGUUUCAAUGUAAAGCUGUUAAUAAUUGCAUUGCACUUAAUCCUUUCAUUCCCAUUUCAUCUUCUCUUAACCUUUCUCUGUAUUCCAAAAAAUUCUGUAAAACAUUCAAUUAAAACGAAAACAUGUAAAACUUGAUUUUCAUAAUUAAAACAUCAACUUCUUGGUAUAA